Messenger RNA from Vidua chalybeata, 2181 nucleotides. RefSeq names its product ring finger protein 24 (gene RNF24). Gene Ontology annotation, molecular function: ubiquitin protein ligase activity; zinc ion binding. Lineage: Eukaryota; Metazoa; Chordata; Aves; Passeriformes; Viduidae. Bases 568 to 1014 code for a protein of 148 amino acids. The record is from RefSeq and is a predicted model, not a curated record. Gene Ontology annotation, cellular component: endomembrane system. The transcript is spliced from 7 exons.
CUUUUCGUGGCAGGGGCUGAAGUCACCGUCCCUGGAGGGAUUUAAAAGCCGUGUAGAAGUGGCACUUGGGAACAUGGGUUAGUGAAGGCCUUUGAGUGCUGGGUUAGCAGCUGGACUCGAUGGCCUUAGAGGGCUUUUCCAACCUAAACCAUUCCAUGAUUCUGUGAUUUUAUUAUCCCCUCAGAGGAUUAAUCCCACCACUAAUGCAGCUUUUCACUCGCAAAGCGCUUUAGAGGAAGUUGUGCCAGGAGAGUGCUUGGAGAGAGAAACUGAAAGUGCUGAGCAGGAGGCAGCUGCCCUCCUGAUUCCAGCUUCUCCUAGCCUGUGCAGUAGGAGUGGGUUUCCCAGUUUCUUGGUUUCUGGAGUAUUUCGGGGAAAACACAAGAGCUCCGUGACCGUGCAGCUUCCCAGGCGUGAAACCAGGGCAUUUCAGCUCUCCCAUUGGUCCACUGAAAUCCAGGAGGAGCAGCCCGGCAGCAUCCCUGGUACCAAACCGCAGUAGCUGUUCAAGCAGAUACGUUGGGUUUGUGUGGCUUGGCUGCGUUGCGGCGCCCGUGCAGCCUACCCAUGAGCUCAGACUUCCAGCAUUACAGUUUCAGGAUGCCGAACAUCGGGUUCCAGAACCUUCCUCUCAACAUAUACAUCGUGGUUUUCGGCACAGCCAUCUUCGUCUUCAUCCUCAGUUUGCUCUUCUGUUGCUACUUGAUCAGGCUCAGGCAUCAGGCACACAAAGAGCUUUACGCCUACAAACAGGUCAUACUCAAGGAGAAGGUGAAGGAGCUGAACCUCCAUGAGAUCUGUGCCGUGUGCCUGGAGGAGUUCAAGCCCAAGGACGAGCUGGGGAUCUGUCCCUGCAAACAUGCCUUCCACAGGAAGUGCCUCAUCAAGUGGCUGGAGGUGCGGAAGGUGUGUCCCCUGUGCAACAUGCCGGUGCUGCAGCUGGCGCAGCUGCACGGGAAGCCGGACCCGGGCCCGCCGCAGGGGCCGCUGCCCGGCUCCCAGAACAUCGUAUAGUCCCUCCCGGGCCGGGCCCGGGCCGCGCCCGCCCGCGGCGCUCGGACACAACCAAAGCACUUCGGCCGCAGCUGAGCAGCCCCGCAUCCCGCCGGGAUGAAGCCUGGGCUCGGAUCCUCCGCCAGGGCCAGGAGGGGACUCGGCGUCCUCGGCACGACAUCCUUCUUCCAGCACCUCCCUUCUCCAGCCCCGCGGCCGCCGGGAAGCGGCGCGGCGGCCCCCAGCGACCUCCGGGAGCGGCGCCGCGGCCCCCGAGCUCCGGCAGCUCCUGUCCCCGGGACGCGGGGCGGACCCCGGAGCGUCGCGGCCGGUUCCUGCUCCCUCUCCUCUUCGCCUUCGGUUCCUUUGCCUUUGCGGUUCCCAGCAGGAAAUGGGGUCUCGCCGCCGGAGUCGUGCUGCGGUUGGGUGUCCCCUCGGCACCUGGCGUCACCCCCGGUGGUGGCUGCGUGGGGUCUCCCGGGUUUGGAUUCUCCCCCACCCUCUCGAGGGUGGCUGCUCCUCCUCCUCGGCUACCUCAGGGGCCUGGAGCCCCUGUGAGCGGGCACCGUGCCGGCCUCAGCAGCAGCGGGAGCCAUGGCGUGGGGGGAGGCAGGCAGAAAUCCCGGCCUUUGGGAUCAUCCCGUGGCUUCCAGCCUGGCCCCGGGGGUCUCUGGGCAGCGGUUCCCCUUGCCAAAACACCCAAACCCCUCAUCAGCGCCUGGGGGGGAGCUGGGCCACCCCCUGGCCUCUCUGACCACAGGUUUUGGGUGUCCCCUGCCAUCCUCAGCGGUCGCAUUCCCGGGCUUGGGGGAGGGGGGUGUCAGUAUUACACGGCAGCGGCUUUCCCGGGGACAGGGCUGGGGGGGCUCCUGGUGCUGUCCCCCCUCCCAAAAAACUGUUUAUGGAGCGUGGAGCCUCAUAGACGUGUUUGUACACUACAAAUUCUGCAGCAGAAUAUUUUUUAAAACAUUCGCUGGUUUUGUUUUUGUUUUUUUUUUUCCUCUGUUUGUUUGGUUUUUUUGUAAGCUCUAUUUUUGUAUAUUUAAUUGCUAUUUGGAAAUUCUAAUAAUGCGUCUUUUUUGCUAAUCACUCUUCUUAAGGAAAAACCAGGAAAGAAAAAAAAAAAAAAAACAACCAAGAGUUUGCAUGUGAUUUGACUUGAAAUGUAAAUAAAAGCAGGUUUUGGAA